AUGUUAUGACAGCACUAUCAUGACAUUACAAACCCAUUUCCAGGUGCAACUUAGUUUCUUCCUUCCUUUCUUUCUUUCUUUCUUUCUUUCUUUCUUUCUCUCAAAUCUUUCUCUGACUACUCGUACUUUUGUGCCUAUUUUAUACACCUAAGCUUCCUGCUAUGAAAUCUACUUUUUGACACCGAAGAGUCGCCAACUACAAGCUGCAGCCGCACCACAAAACACUCGGGCGCUCACCUUCUUUUAAGCUUAAAAGACACAAGCUUUACGGACAUUAUUCUUUAAAUAUCCAUUAUCUACCUAGGUAUUCGAAGAUUAUAUUAUCCAACAAUGGGCGACCUCGAACCUCUAGAAAGAGAUGUGGAAAUGGCGGAGUCGAAACCAAUGAUUGGGGAAGACAUAAACAAUCAUAAGAAUGAAGGGAAAAGAAAGAAGUCUCGAGCGAGUCAAAUCCUCGAUAUUGCUUGCAUUGGCUUGAAUAUCAUCAGUACAGUUGUUCUCGUCUUUCUGAAUAAAUGGUUUGUCUGAAUACGAUUUUUCCUCUCAAAAAAGCAAAGCUAAUCAUGUAAUAGGAUAUUCAAAGAUCCUCAAUUGCGCAAUAUGCAAAUAUCCUUCGCGAUGUGGCAUUUUACCUGCACAACCAUUGUAUUAUGGUUAGCUAGUCGUUCCCCUUUCAAUCUUUUUGUCCCUAUACGACUGCCAUUUCUCCAAAUGCUCCCGUUAUGUUGCUUCUUCGCUGGCUUUCUCAUACUUGGAAAUUUGAGCUUGGCAUUCAACUCUGUGGGAUUCUACCAGUCAGUUAUCCCUCCUAAUUACUUUGGUCGCAUAUUAUGCUAACCCUACCCUCAUUAGACUCGCAAAAAUAAUGACCACCCCUUGCGUCGCCCUCCUUCAAUACUUCUUCCUCUCCAAGUCCGUCUCUCCCCAGACCAUCCUCGCCCUCGCUAGCGUUUGCAUCGGCGUAGCUCUAACUAACACCGGAGCCUCUGGAACUACCACAUUCGGCGCUUCAAUCGCCAUUGCUGCGUUUGUAGUAACGGCCUUUUACCAAGUCUGGAUCGGCAAGAAACUCACCGAUUUCAAAGCCUCGUCUCCCCAACUUUUGCUCAAUCAAGCUCCAAUAUCAGUUUUGAUUCUAGCGUUUCUGGUCCCAUUUUUCGACACAAAACCAGAUGUAUCAGUUAUUCCAAAAGAUACUCUUGUUGCAUUGGGUUUGAGUGGAAUAGCAGCUGCAUUGUUGAAUUUAAGUCAAUUUUUAAUUAUAGGAAGAAUGUCAGCGUUGACAUUUAAUGUUGCUUCCAAGUAUGUUUCCUCUCACACACACCUCGUGUACAUCACUCACCCCAAGAUCAAACACUAACUCCCUUCCCUCCAGUGUAAAAACAAUCAUAAUCCUCACCUACGGCUGGGUAAGCGAAGGCCGCCUUCUCACGGUCAAAGAUUCCGCGGGUAUAUUAUUAGCUCUAGGUGGUGCAACCAUGUAUAGCCAGCUUUCACAGCGGUAAAAUCCAACAAUUUUGUAAUGUGUAAUGAAUUUUUACGACCGGUUGUUUUAGGUGGGAUAUGGCGUUGGGUGGAUUAGCGGGAUCACGAAAUUUGAAAUAAGAAGCAAGAUAGAUGAUAUAAAGCUAUCUACCUAGGUACUUUUAGAAAUGAAUACAGAUUCCCAAAUCUUUUUUCUUGUAAAUAAAUAGCCGAGUACAUAGAUAUCCAGU
Molecule: messenger RNA, 1715 nt
Organism: Sclerotinia trifoliorum
Lineage: Eukaryota; Fungi; Ascomycota; Leotiomycetes; Helotiales; Sclerotiniaceae
Source: the annotation of a GenBank genome assembly